AUGAGCUCCUUUACACUUCAGUCCAAGCAGAAAUUGAGAGACGGAAAUGAGAUACCUAUCCUUGGCUUCGGGACAUACGAGCUUCUGGGUGCCGAGGCCUAUCAAGCUGUGACGUGGGCUCUCGAGGCAGGAUAUCGGCACAUCGACUCCGCUGAAUGGUACGAGAAUGAGCGCGAAUGUGGACGUGCCAUCCUAGACUUCUGCAAGGCUACUGGGACUCCGCGCGAAGAGAUAUUCUACACGUCCAAACUGAAGAACAAUGCGGGCUACGCCGCAACCAAGAAGUCUAUCCAACAGUCUCUGGACGAAUGUGGCUUAGGGUAUAUUGACCUUUACCUGAUCCAUGGUCCGUGGGGUGGACCGAAGGCGCGGCGCGAUGCUUGGGAAGCCAUCGUGGAUGUCCAAAAGACUGGUGCGCUCAAGAGCGUAGGCAUAAGUACAUUUGGUGUUCGUCACAUGGAGGAGCUGUUCGGCGAUGGAAAGCUACCGACUCCGGCUGUUCAUCAGAUUGACUUGCACCCUUUCAUGACGCGCUCCGAGAUUGUCGCUUUUAGCCUGAAGCAUGGUAUAGCGCUUGAGGCUUGGGGAUCCCUUGCUCGUGGGAUGCGCAUGAAGCACCCGACGAUCGUCGGCCUCGCGAAGAAAUAUGGCAAGCAACCCGCUCAUAUUUUCCUACGUUGGUCUAUCCAGAAAGGUUAUAUUCCUCUGGUGAAGUCUGCUUCGCGCGAGCGCGUCAUCGGGAACACACAGAUAUACGAUUUCAGCCUGAACGACAGCGAAAUGGAAGAGCUUGAUGGGCUUAACGAGGAUCUUGUCACUGACUGGAAUCCGGUCGACUGUCCUUAG
Messenger RNA from Peniophora sp. CBMAI 1063, 846 nucleotides. NCBI's taxonomy places the organism in Eukaryota, Fungi, Basidiomycota, Agaricomycetes, Russulales, Peniophoraceae. The record is from the annotation of a GenBank genome assembly.